Ostreobium quekettii is the source of this 1269-nucleotide messenger RNA. Lineage: Eukaryota; Viridiplantae; Chlorophyta; Ulvophyceae; Bryopsidales; Ostreobiaceae. The record is from the annotation of a GenBank genome assembly.
AUGAUGCAAGGCGGCGGGCGAUUUUGGCUGGCGGAGUGGACGUCCUUGCGGAGGAGACUGGCCACCAGGGUUUGCUGCGAGGGUGGGGGAGGUAGGGCUGGGAGGAUGGGGCCGGCAUCCACGCCCCAGCGGCUAGAGUCAGUGCUGGGAGCAUUGAGGGAGCUGGGCAUGACGGAGGAAGAGGCAGCCACGGCCGUUUCUCACCACCCAGGACUGCUCAGCUACAAGAAUACUGGGAAGUGGGCAGAGAGGGCCAUGGCGUGGAAGGCACUCUUGGGCAUUUCUGAGCAGUCUGAGUUGAUGAAGGACCUGGCCAGGAGGCCUGCUGCCCUGACGAUGAGCGGGGGGAAUUUGUGGAAGAACAUUGCGCUUUUGGAGCAACAAGGGUGUUCCAUGGAAGUCAUAAGGGGGAUCAUUAGGAGGGAGCCUGUGGCUGCCUCCAUGUCCACAGAGUCCCUGAGGGCCAAGGUGGGCUUUUUGUGCGGCUUAGGCGUGCCGCAGGAGAAACUGCCUGGCAUCCUUUCUGCUUGCCCAAAGGUGCUGGCACUCUCCAUGGAGAAAAACCUGAAGCCCACGAUCGACUGGCUGUCCAAGAAUGGUCUGCAGAAGAGCGACAUAUCAGCUGUCCUUCAGAGGUUCCCACGAAUGCUGACCUACUCCACGGACAACAAUCUGAACCCAACUGUGACUUGGCUUGUGAGCAUGGGUGUUCGUGGCGAUGCACUGGUGACCGUCUUGAGGCGAUUUCCCCAGCUUCUGGGCUGCUCCGUGGACAACAAGCUCAAGCCAGCUGCUGAGUGGCUGGCAAGUGCGGGGCUAACGGGUGGUGUGCUGGCCAGUGUUAUCCGCAAAUGCCCUGGCGUGUUGGGCUGCUCACUGGAAAAGCUCACCGCCAACCAUGAGUACCUCUCUGGCAUUGGGAUAAAAGGGGAUGAGCUGGUCAAGAUAUACCGCACCCAACCCACGAUACUGACACUGGCUCUCAAAGGUCCCCUGAUGCAGCAGAAGAUUAAGUUCAUCGAGCAGACCAUGGGAAUGGUCCCCAGGGACGUCAUCACAAAGCAUCCACCCAUUAUUGGCUAUUCGCUGGAGAAGCGACUGAGGCCCCGGUUUCUGUUCUUGGCCCACAUUGGGCACCCAGUGUCGUUCCAGAACUUCACUUCAGCAUUCACUGCAUCAGAUGCAUCUUUCCGAAAGAGGGGCUUGCUCCUGACUGGUGGCCACAUCGACUUUUUGGAGUUCUGCAGAAACUUGGGGACAACAAAAUAG